This is a messenger RNA of Helianthus annuus (common sunflower), 1937 nucleotides long. Its product is annotated as CBL-interacting serine/threonine-protein kinase 8-like. Gene Ontology annotation, biological process: protein phosphorylation; signal transduction. The transcript is spliced from 15 exons. NCBI's taxonomy places the organism in Eukaryota, Viridiplantae, Streptophyta, Magnoliopsida, Asterales, Asteraceae. Gene Ontology annotation, molecular function: ATP binding; protein kinase activity. The coding region runs from base 358 to 1701 and encodes 447 amino acids. The record is from RefSeq and is a predicted model, not a curated record.
GGUUGACAUUUAACUACUCACAACAUCAACUAAUCAAUACAUCCACUUCCGUCAUCGCCGGACAUAAUCAUGACCACCACCACAAUCCGCCGCUGACAUCACCGCACCCUACUCCUAUAAAUAAAUUUAUAUAUACACACAUCUAUAUCUAUAUCUAUAUAUCCUUUUCUCCGUCAAACCCGCCUCUGUGUCUUUCAAUUUCUCCAUUUGCCAAACAUUCACCUCACAAACUUUCCCCUUUUUCCUCAUCAAAUCAACACACAUCACAACAUCCAAUUCAUCUGAUCCUAAUCUCAUUACACUCAACACUUCAAAUGCUACAACAAUUCGGUUGAAUCGAACAAACAUCCAGCAGAUAUGGUGGUUCGAAAAGUCGGAAAGUAUGAAGUCGGAAGAACAAUCGGUGAAGGAACCUUCGCCAAGGUCAAAUUCGCUCAGAACACAGAGACCGGUGAGAGUGUCGCCAUGAAAUUACUCGAUCGAGCUACUAUAAUCAAGCAUAAAAUGGUCGAUCAGAUUAAGAGAGAGAUAUCUAUAAUGAAGCUGGUUAGACAUCCGAAUGUUGUUCGUCUGCAUGAGGUACUGGCUAGCCGAACGAAAAUCUAUAUAAUUUUGGAGUUUAUUACAGGUGGUGAGCUGUUUGAUAAAAUUGUUCGCCAUGGACGGCUCAGUGAAGCGGAAUCUAGAAGAUUUUUUCAGCAGCUAAUUGAUGGUGUAGAGUAUUGCCAUAGUAAAGGAGUAUACCAUAGAGAUUUGAAGCCUGAAAAUCUUUUGUUGGAUUCCCAAGGAAAUUUGAAAAUUUCAGAUUUUGGACUCAGUGCAUUGCCUGCAGAAGGUGUCAGCAUCCUUCGAACAACUUGUGGGACUCCUAACUAUGUUGCACCCGAGGUACUUAGCCACAAAGGUUACAACGGUGCGUUGGCUGACGUUUGGUCAUGUGGGGUCAUCCUAUAUGUACUGGUGGCAGGAUACCUCCCGUUUGAUGAAAUGGAUCUCACCACAUUGUAUGAUAAGAUCAAUAAAGCUGACUUUUCAUGCCCAUCAUGGUUUCCAGUAGGGGCAAAAUCGUUAAUUCAUCGAAUUUUAGAUCCAAAUCCCGAAACACGUAUUUGUAUUGAAGAAAUUAAGAAUGAUGAAUGGUUCAAAAAGAAUUAUAUCCCUGCUAGACUUAUUGAAUAUGAAGAUGUAAAUCUAGACGACGUGAAUGCUGUUUUUGAUGACUCAGAGGAAGAGCGGCCUGAUGAGCAAAACACAGAUGAAGACACAGGUCCUUUGUCGCUUAAUGCAUUUGAUAUGAUAAUUUUAUCUCAAGGCUUGAACCUGGCUUCCAUGUUUGACCGCGGACAGGACUCUGUGAAGCACGUAACUCGUUUUGUGUCUCAAAAGCCUGCAAAGAUUGUUUUAUCAAGUAUGGAAGUUGUUUCCCAGUCAAUGGGUUUCAAGACGCACAUUCGAAAUUACAAGAUGAGGGUUGAAGGGCUUUCUGCCAGUAAAACCUCCCAUUUUUCAGUUAUCUUGGAAGUUUUUCAAGUGACCUCCAGUUUCGUCUUGGUUGACAUUGAGAAAGCAGCAGGAGAUAGUGGUGAAUACCUUAAGUUUUACAAGAACUUCUGCAACAAUCUAGAGGAUAUCAUCUGGAAGCCACCUACCGAACACCAGGGAAAAUCCAAGAUCACAAAAUCUAAGAGCAAGCAGCGUUAGUUGGUAUGCAUGGCCAGGCUAAGAAUGGAAAAAAAGGUCAAAACGGCGUUGUUGACUGAAAUAUGCAGGCAAGCAAACUUGAAUGCAGAGGGUUUUAUGUUUGGUUUGAUAUGGAAUAUGUUUCUUUAUGUAGAGAGCAUAGUAAUGCGAUGAAUACAUGUUUUUUCUCUUUUGUUUUGGAACAAAUUAUAAUAGUAUUAAGAGUGAAGAAGAUCUAAUCUCUCUCUGUACUCUCC